Messenger RNA from Drosophila ananassae, 4191 nucleotides. RefSeq lists its product as uncharacterized. The transcript has 3 exons. NCBI's taxonomy places the organism in Eukaryota, Metazoa, Arthropoda, Insecta, Diptera, Drosophilidae. Gene Ontology annotation, biological process: proteolysis. Gene Ontology annotation, molecular function: aspartic-type endopeptidase activity; zinc ion binding; nucleic acid binding. The record is from RefSeq and is a predicted model, not a curated record. The coding region runs from base 1 to 4191 and encodes 1396 amino acids.
AUGGAACAACUCAAACGGCUAAAGGGAGUGAGGGGCCGUCUCAAAUCCAGCCUCACCAAACUGCUACACACAGCAGAAAACUCUUCCGCAUCAAUCGGCGUUGACGCCGUGGAGGUACUGCUAGUCAGGCUUGACAAGGUUUGGAAUGAUUUCGAACUUGCCGGAGAUGAUCUGAGCGUGCUUGACGACGUCGAGGGCUGGGUUGUUCCUGCGGAUGACUACGACGAGUAUGAGGCGAAGUACAUAAAAGCCCGUGCGCUUUUGUUUUCCCUCAAGCGCUCACAGGAGCCGACAACACCAACAACAACGAGACAUGCAGAAGGAGAUUCAAUAGCUAACAACAACGCUAUUUCUCGCUUAGUGCAGCAACAACAAGAGUUUUUCGAACGCCUAGGAGCAACUUCAACACCAACCCAGGCUGACGCCGCGGCGCCAGUAAGGGAGACAGAAUUACCGAAAAUACACAUAAAACCGUUUGGUGGCAUUUACAAGGAGUGGCCAGCCUUCAAAGCACUGUACAUAAGCACUGUACAAAGCAAGCAACAUCUGGGUAAGAUACAAAAGUACCACUAUCUAAAAUCGUUCCUCGUGGACGAGGCUGCAAGUUUGGUACGCCAUUUGCCGAUUUCUGAGACGGCAUAUGACAACGCUUGGGAGCGCCUCAACGAGAGAUACGAUCGACCACGGCAAAUUAUUCACAACCUGUUGGACGCCUUUAUGGAGCUACCAUCGACUAACAAUGGAGAGGUAUCCAUAUUGCGUAGCAUAUCAGAUGGUGCAAAUGAGGUCAUCCGUGCAUUGGACUCAAUUGGCCAUAUGGACCGAGACUGCUGGGUUAUCCAUUUAUUGCUGAAUAAAAUCGAUCCAGAGUCACGCCGCAAAUGGGUAGAUGCAAGGCGUGCUUCAAAUUCACCAAAAGUCGAAGAGUUCUUCAAGUUCUUGGACGCACGAUGUGAAGAAUUUGAGCUGUGUCAAAGCGAUCCUGUACCGAGACAGGGUGGUAACAACAAGAAGACAAGCAGAGCCAUGGUAACUGCUGCGCUGACAAAAUGCCUGAAUUUUAAUGCGGAUGGGCAUCAACUGUCUAAGUGUCCUCAAUUCAUUGGUUUGUCUAUCGACCAACGCCGUUCUUUUGUAAAGCACAAAUCUCUCUGCUUUAACUGUCUUAAACCAGGUCACAGGUCAUCAAACUGUAGCUCAAAGUACAACUGUCAGCAGUGUGGCAGCAGACACCACACACUCAUACACACGCAUGCUAUGCAGACCAACGAGGGUCAAAUCACAUCCACGUCUUCAAGCGAUCACAAGGAUCCAGACACGACAUCGGUGACUGCGAGUCACAUGUCACAGGCACUACUCACGCCAACCCUAUUGUCACAUGGGCAAGUAGGAAGAACAUGUACUUUGCCAACUGCAUUGGUACACAUCCGCAACUCUCAAGGCACAUACACAAACUGCCGGGUGCUACUCGACACGGGCUCGGAGUUAUCAUAUGUAUCGGAACGCUGUAUUAAGGCACUGGGUCUUAGUCGGGUUCCUGGCCGGAUUCUCAUUUCCGGCAUUUCUUCAAUCAAGGCCGAUACCACGAGGGGAUUCAGCACAUUCACGAUCAAGUCUCGAGUUUCUGAUCACUCGCUACAAGUAAAAGCUCAUAUUCUAGGAAAAAUCACAUCUACGCUGGCAAGGGAAAACAUCGAUGCAUCUGCGCUUGAGAUCUUCAAUGGGAUUCCGCUUGCAGACACUGAAUUCAACUCGGCAUCGCCUAUAGACGUCCUACUAGGCACCGAUUCUGUAUGGGCUAUUUUAACCGGCAACAGGAAGCUGGAUGUGCAAGGCAACAUAAUAGCUAAUUCAACAAUCUUUGGAUGGGUUAUCACAUCGAUUGCGCAUCAAAAUCCAUCAAUCACCACGUCAUUUUUGUCUACAGUCGAUAUCCAUGCUACUCUACAAAGGUUUUGGGAAAUCGAGGACUCCCAAAUCACCGCUCACCAUGAUCCUGAAAAUGUUAAGGUUAAAGAGCAUUUUAAAACCACGCACUCACGCGACUCCAAGGGAAGAUACACCGUAGAGCUUCCAUUUAAGGAUGCAGAUCCACAAUUCACUGACACUCUGCAGGUAGCAACCCAACGCUUUGCUUCUGUGGAGCGCCGUCUACAUAGAGACACAGAUCUGCACUCACGGUAUGUACAAUUCAUGCAAGAGUAUAUUUCUCUAGGCCACAUGCGCCAAUUAUACCCUGACGAAAUUCUCACCAACGAUGGAAGGGUAUUCUACAUGCCACUACACCCGGUACUUGGAAAGAAACUACGAGUAGUUUUUGACGGUUCAUUCCAAGAUUCUUCUGGUCAAUCUUUAAACGACUCCCUGAACGUUGGGCCGAGCAUUCAACGAAACCUGUUCGAUGUAUGCGUACGCUUUCAACAAGCAUCACCGCAACUAUCAACGUAUCGUUUGGAGAGAACAUCCUUCAGCUCCACUUCUACAUUACCAACUCUGCACUACUGGGACAGCCCGCUACCGUUCAGCCUGGAAGAUUGGUAUCUCAAAUGCAAGCACGAUAUCAACACGCUCAAUGAACUUGAGGUUCCACGCUACAUUGGCAACUCUACUGACACAAUUGAAUUGCACGCCUUCUCGGACGCAUCUAUUAAAGCCUACGCCGCUGCCGUUUACAGUAAAGUCACUCUCCCUGAUGGUAACAUACAGGUUACUCUUAUUGCUGCAAAGACCCGUGUUGCACCGCUCAAAACACAAUCACUUCCACGCCUGGAAUUGUGCGGCGCUCUGCUACUAAGUCGACUCAUCAACUCAGUCAAAGCUGCACUGAAAAACUACAACGUCACUGUUUACGCCUGGUGCGACUCUACCAUUGUUUUGGCUUGGCUCUCGCACAUACCUGCCAAACUAAAGACUUUCGUCGCAAACCGCACUGCCGAAAUCCUCAGCAUCAUUCCACGAGAUCACUGGCAAUAUGUCAAAUCAGAUGACAACCCUGCUGACUGCGCUUCAAGGGGCAUGCUAGCUGCUGACUUAGUAAACCACAACCUAUGGUGGAAGGGCCCACACUGGCUAUACUCAACCGAAGCUGAAUGGGUAAAAACACCUAGCACUCCUCAUUCUAGUUUCAUUUCAGAUGAACAUGUCCAGGCUGAAGUAAAAGGUUCCGCUUUCACGACAAUGAGAACAUACAACACUGAAACCUCACUAUUGGGCCAACUGAUCGACCGUGUCUCCUCGUGGCCAAAGCUACUUCGUAUUCUCGCCUAUGUUCUCAAGUUCAUCCGACGCUCUCGCAGAAAAUCCAACACCGCUACGCUGACACUUCAGGAGAUCCAUGACGCACGGAUCCUGUACCUGCGCCAUGCCCAAGACGAAUUCCAAGCUGACUACAAGCGACUCCUCAACCAGCAAGAUUUGGGAAACAAAUCAAAAUUGCGCACCCUCUCACCGCAAAUCGACAAACAUGGACUCCUGCGAGUGGGUGGCCGUUUAGGUAACUCAGAACUGCCAGCGGAUGUGCAGCAUCCAAUAAUUAUGCCCAAAUCUCAUCGCAUAACGAAGCUCAUUCUGGAACAUGAGCACCGGAUUCACUUACAUCCUGGAGUAUCGGCGUUAUUCGUGAUCGCACGCCAACGCUACUGGCUGUUUGGCGCACGCAACCUCAUUCGAAAGAUCACGCAUGACUGUCUAAAAUGCUUUAGACAACGGCAAUACACAUCUUACCAAUUCAUGUCAGAUCUGCCGUCUGUCCGGGUUCGGCAGGCAUUUCCGUUUGCAAACACUGGCUGCGACUACGCCGGGCCAAUCACCCUCAAGGUCCACAAGGGACGAAAUCCACGCAAGGAAAAGGGUUACAUCUGCCUAUUUGUCAACUAUCUGUCGCCAGCACACUUCCUUAUUGGUCGUCCCUACACGACAGUACCAGAAGGCGAUCUAUCAAAUGUACCAAUCAACCGUUUGGAUUAUUGGCAACAGACUCAAGCUAUGCUGCAAGGCUUCUGGAAACAAUGGCACAUGGAACAUCUUACAUCACUCCAGCAUCGGCCAAAGUGGAUGAACAAAUCGGUCAACAUGGCCAAAGAUGACAUCGUGCUCCUUAAGGAUUCUCACACCCCGCCAGCAGCAUGGCCUCUCGGAAGAGUCAUCGAAACGUAUCCAGGUGGAUGGAAUGGUCCGCGCUGUACGACUUAG